UGUCAGGAGCCGCAGUAGAAAACAUCUAAUGGCCUUCCAUCCAAAGCCUGUUCCGUUGGUUCGGUUCAGAACACGGUGCCUGACCUUGUCCAGCACUGCAACACGAGAAUGGCCUGGCUGGGGAGACUCAAGGCAUCGUUCGGUACUUUUCCCCUUCUCUAUGCCGACCUUUGAACCUUUAUCGUCCACCAGACCUCCCUUCAUGCCACAUCGUAGUUGGGUUGUUUCUGCAAGUGCAAGCACUCCAAAGCCUCUCAUUCCCACUUCUAACGUCAACGAAAGGUACGGAAGCUAUGAAGCUAAGGGUUGUUUUGUCAUUAGGAGAUGGUGGGAACCGCCGGGGUUAACAUGUUUUAAUGUCACAUGGAGAUGGCUUUCUCAUAUCAUCUCCUUUUACUUGCUAUUUCUCAAUCUUGUUGCCAAUGCUCAGGACAAUCCAGCUUCCUAUAAUUUUGCUUGCGAGGAUAUUACCACUUACUAUUCCCACGUGAAGCAUUUAAGAGGGGAAGCACUCAAGAAAAAGUUGAAUAGCAUUGUUGCCCCACAUCAUUCCUUAUCCUAUAAAGAGGUGUGGGAUGCCCUCAAGUUUCUUGAUGCUGCUAUGGUUGAUGAACCUGAUGCUUCAUCAGGAGUAGUUGAAAUAUACUCCUUGAGAGUUGUCCCAAAACGCUUGUCUGGAAAGCCUCAGGGAUGGAACAGAGAGCAUCUAUGGCCUCGUUCUUAUGGACUAACAAAUGGUCCUUCUUUAACUGAUCUCCAUAACAUUCGGCCUGCUGAUGCAAACGUCAAUGCAUCAAGAGGAAACAAGUAUUAUGGAGAAUGCGAUGCUAAGUCCACCAAGUGUUUGAAGCCAGCAAACAAAGAAGCUGCUCUGGACACUGAAACAGACAAAGAAAGAUGGACUCCACCUAGGCAGGUUAGAGGGGAUAUUGCAAGGGCAUUGAUGUACAUGGAAGUCUGUUAUGGAGUUCAGCAAUCAGGAAGAAUUCCAGGUCUUCGCCUCUCAGAUGCUCCCAGCACAGAGAAGAAAGAGAUGGGACUUCUGUCAACAUUGUUAAAAUGGAAUGAGGUUGAUCCGCCUUCGAGAGAGGAGAGAAUAAGAAAUGAAAGAGUAUGCAAGUUUUAUCAGCAUAAUCGGAAUCCUUUUGUUGAUCAUCCGGAGUACGCCAACCUCAUUUGGAGCCAGCCUGUUUCAAGACGUCCUCCUAAUAGUAGUAGUAAUCAAAUCACCGCCUCAACCACCAAAUGAAAGUCUCUGAAGAUGCCAAUCAUGACAAUGUGUGUGUGUAUUCUUUUAUAUCAUAUGUUUAUUCGGGAGGAAAUAGAAAAGAAAAAUUAUUUAAAUUAAAAUUUAAACUCAAACACUUUGUUAUUUAUUUUUCAAUUUAAUUUAUAUGAAAUUAACACGUGAUAACAAA
This is a messenger RNA of Prosopis cineraria, 1418 nucleotides long. RefSeq lists its product as uncharacterized. The coding region runs from base 29 to 1249 and encodes 406 amino acids. Gene Ontology annotation, molecular function: nuclease activity. The record is from RefSeq and is a predicted model, not a curated record. The transcript is spliced from 8 exons. Lineage: Eukaryota; Viridiplantae; Streptophyta; Magnoliopsida; Fabales; Fabaceae.